Molecule: messenger RNA, 1116 nt
Organism: Hypoxylon trugodes
Lineage: Eukaryota; Fungi; Ascomycota; Sordariomycetes; Xylariales; Hypoxylaceae
Exons: 2
Coding region: 1-1116 (371 amino acids)
Molecular function (GO): protein binding
Source: RefSeq, a predicted model, not a curated record
AUGCGUUUGGAUCAGUUACCAGUUGAGAUUUUGGCCAACAUUUGCUCUUAUGCCGAUGUCGAAUCCAUCCGUUCUCAUUUAGGAGGUAAUCAUGGCCAUCCUAACCUUUGCGCUCUGGCCCUCACUUGUCGUCGUAUAUCAAGGGUGGCCAAUGACUCGUUAUAUUCCUACAUCAGAGUUGAUCUUACCGCACCAGUAACUAUGGAUAUGCAGAGGGUGCCGCUCCUAAAUAGAAGCUUUCGCGAAGAUCCAACUCUAGUCGAUAGCGUUCACCAUCUCCAUUUUGACGCGACCCAAAAUCAGCCUGCGAAUUAUAUGAGCAUCCUCGGCGAAUUAAUUUGCCACGUAUCAACAUCGCGGAGUUUAACGAAGCUAUCAUGCCAUUGUAUUGAUCACGCAUGGAUGAAACCGUGUACCACAGAAGACAGUUUACUCGCCAUUUACGGUCGUUUCCCUAACCUAAGGCGCCUGACAAUUGAAACUAUACGUAUGGAUCUGGGGUGGGGUCUUGGUAAUGGUGGUGGUGGCAAUAGUGGCGGCAACCAAGACGAUGACGAUGAUGAUCUCUUAAACGACCCCGAAUUAGACGACCCUAACGACGAUGAUGGGCACAUAAUCGUUUGUAUAUUGUUUAGGCUAUGCGAACUACCAUCCAUGGAAAGGAUAGAUAUCAACGCAUCAGUAAUUAGAUACAUAGAGCCCCGUCGACCGUCUCGGAUACCAAAAUUCCCCAACUUAAAAUGCAUGAAUUUUUAUCCCGGCCGUCCUGUCGAUGUGGAUACAUUGGAGUUGCUACUCCUACGAACUCCGAACUUGGUUGCCCUACAUCUCAGUAUGCCUGGCUACAACGAGUGGGCAUUUGCUCAGGGAGUGGGCCUGUUUCAAAAACUUUGUGGCUCCUUGAAACCGUCAUUCUAUGCUCAUAUAUUAGCUCCAGUAGCUAAUCAUCUACGGCGCCUAUCUCUUGGAGGCGAUUGCGUCAGGUUUGACGAACAUGAUAAAACUACGAUCAACUUAUCGAACUUCACGAACUUGUCCCACCUAUUUAUUGGCGGUUACUUCCUCUUUGGGCCUGCAAGUCGAGUAUCAAGCAACCCAGACGUAAUGGAUACCUAG